Messenger RNA from Vavraia culicis subsp. floridensis, 1761 nucleotides. RefSeq lists its product as uncharacterized. Lineage: Eukaryota; Fungi; Microsporidia; Pleistophoridae. The record is from RefSeq and is a predicted model, not a curated record. The transcript has a single exon. The coding region runs from base 1 to 1761 and encodes 586 amino acids.
AUGAACAUCACAGACGUAUUCCUGGUCUCCAUACGUUUGACCCUGGAACUGUUCGCGUAUUACAAUGCAAAACUGAUGUACUCGUCAUCAACCAGCAGUGUAAUAUCACCUCUGCUCAUUACGUACAUAACACACUCUGUGGUGUCUUUUCUUGUGGUACAGGACGUGUUCACGAUGAAGAAGAACUACUUGGGGAGCAUUUACAGGGACACGGGCGUGCCACCAGGCACAUUUUUGCUGUUCACGUUCAUCCUUUCGUUCAUUUUCAACCUGUCGCACAUACCAAAGUACUUCUCGCUCAACAAGUUUUCUGACCUCUUCAUCGUGUCGUUUUCCUGUCUGAGCGUUAUCGCUACGCACUGGCUGUGCGUGAUGACCAAACGGAAGAAGAUGACGGGUGUUGGUGUCAUAGUUACGCUUGUUGCUGGAUUUGGUGUGUUUCUGCUGGUUAAAGAGGAGUGCGGAACGGCCGAUAGGUGGCUGCUUGCAUUGCUUUUGUUUGUUGGAUCGAUAUUUAGCGGUUUCUACACUGUUUUCAUGAAAAUUUUUAUGGAAAUACGGCCGUAUCGCAACAACCGAUCAGAAAGGGAAAGGAACGGCACAGACGGACUGGAUAAAGAGUGUUGUAUCGAUCAUGCACUCAUAAUGAAGAAUUUGGAGAAGGAUCAGCAUUAUGAAGGGGAUAAGCGGACGCAUGGCGGUAGGGAAAAGAGAGAUACGCAUAUUUACGACAGAGGAAGCGUUAAAUUGCUGUGUAGACUGAAGGACAAGAAUGGUUUCCUAACAACGAGUCAAGGAUCUUCAAUCGAUGCAGUAUUGCAAAUUCAGAAUGGAACAACCGGGGAGGUGAACGGGUCAAGUAAUGCGGAGGGAAAUGAUGACGAAAAGAGAAAAUGUAAGGAUAGUGAAAAGCGUGAGGAGAGCGAAAAGCGUGAGGAGAGCGAAAAGCGUGUGGAUAGUGAAAAGAGUGUGGAUAGUGAAAAGCGUGUGGAGAGCGAAGGAAUGUGCACAAAAUGUGCGGACAGGCUGCACAGAGAAGAGAAACGAAAAUCUGCUGGCUGCCAAGCAAAGGAUAAUUGUGCAGCGAACACGAUCUAUGGGGAUGUUGAAGCUGUGGAUUUCAAAUUUCAUUUGAAUAACGAGCAUAAAAUCAGAAACGUAACCGAUCAUGAGGUGUUAGCUGGCCGGGAGAAUGUACGGGACGGGAGCGAAGAUAACACAAUGAACGGUGAUCAACGACAUAAAUUCGAUUUGGUCGAGAUUCAUCGUCACAACGAAGGUGAAAUUGGGAACAUACGGCCAUUUAAACAGCCAACCGCUCCCGGUCGGUUCAGUGCAACAUCAAAUUACAUGCAAACAUUCAUUCAAUCCUUCGUGCAUAAAAUUAACAAAAAAAAUGUGACUGAGCAGCAGCUCAGCGAUCUCUCCUUCAUGCGCCAUUAUCUUGGCACGACGGGAAUACUUACGCUCCUUUUGUACUGGCCAAUGAUAAUAAUACCACUGGACGCUCUCCAGCCCACGUUUGGCGUGCACGGUUCCCGUUUGCUGAUACACGUUGUUAUUUCGAACAUUCUGUCGAUUUCUCAGAAUAUAUUGUACUUUGUCCUGGUCACGUGCCGAUCACCACACUUUGUGCAGCUGAGCGGGAUGAUUCUGCAGCCCACCAUCAUUUGUGUGGAGAUGCUGAUGGUGAUGACAUGUUUUACCAAGAGGCUGGUCGGCUUCGGCUGCAUCUUCGGGUCCCUGUUUUUCAUACGUUAA